AUGUCUUCAAUGAUAUCCACAUUUAAAGGUUUAUUAGCAGGUGCAGUCAUCACACCCAUUGUUGCCAAAUACAUCAUUGCUCCCAGGUUCUUUGAUCCAAAUAUUAUGAAGGAGAUCCAUUACAUUCAAAAGGAGUUGGAUUUUGUUGGUUGGAAUGUAAGGCAUUUAGAAGAAGAACGAGGUGUUAAAGAAGAUGAUUUAUAUACUCCAGCAACUUAUUACGCUCAAGGAUGA
This is a messenger RNA of Lodderomyces margitis, 234 nucleotides long. RefSeq lists its product as uncharacterized. The record is from RefSeq and is a predicted model, not a curated record. Lineage: Eukaryota; Fungi; Ascomycota; Pichiomycetes; Serinales; Debaryomycetaceae. The transcript has a single exon. Bases 1 to 234 code for a protein of 77 amino acids.